ACUUUUUGAAGGUAGUCACCUUUAAGAACUAACAUUUCAAAAAGAACAAAACAUACAUAAUACUACCAUUGGAAUCACUACUAAUACUUGUAUCCCAAUUUAAAGUACUGCAAAGCAAAAAACGAUAUUGACAUUACCCAUGCCAUUUUGAGUAAGAAUAUCUCAGUAACUACAAAUAUAACCCUGCUGCUUUUUUGUACAGCGAUAGAAGACAGAUAGAACUGUCUUGUAGAAAAAUUUGGGGUCUCUGGUACCUGUCCCACACUGAGAUUUUUGCCACCAAAAAUAGCCAAUUAAAAUCUCGUCCAACUUUGGGAGCUCAUAUUUUCCAAACUGAGGUACCUAGAAAGCUCCAGUUUGCUAAGUUAUCACACAAGUUUGUGUAGAAUGGAACCCAGGGGUGUUAGAACAUUUCUGUGCAGUAUUUCUAGUACUUUUAAGGUCCCAAACCCCACUCGUGAGUAGGUUUUUCUUAAUUUGUAGCAUUUUUAGCAAACCCCCAUGUCCUGCAGAGUGUAGGGAAACAUCUGGGGAUGUUUGUGGGGCACUAACUACAUGCAGAGGCCUUGUUUACCAACUCACAGCUCUCUGGUAUGUCUGAGAAAUGACCACUUAAAGAUGCAAAAAACGCUGGCGAGGCUUUUUAUAGCCCAAAUUCUGAAAAUUUCAGACCCCCACAACUCAGAAACUAUUUGAGCUACAGGCCUACAAUUUUACAUAGAAAGUACUUUUGUGACUAUCUAAUGGCAUACAAAUUUAGGACUAAUUUGAAAAUGGUGUAGCAACCACCAUCUGGUGAAACCACACGGAAUGACCCACAAGACUUAUUGACUUGCAGCCACUGCUACUAUGAUUGUGAAGCUAACAUCUGCCCAACUCAAACAUCUAAAAGCAGAAAAGCUGGUGGCUUUAUGAAAUUAUUUACUGAUGAAUUAAUUUUUCUACUGGAAUUUUCCUUGUAGGCACAUCAUUGGAAUAUUCCCCACAGAGUUCUCCUGCAAGCAUUAAAUCCUGGACAGCCAGUUUCUCACAAUAUCUGUAUUUACUGACACUUCAUAUGAGGGUUUCAUGGACAUUACAGCAGCUUGAUGGAAUUGUCUACCACCCACAAAGAUAGGAAACACAACAAACCUCUAUCACCAUUUAAAUGAGUUGUGUUACGAUCUCCACAAGUUAACAGAAAACUAAAGUCUCUGUUCCACACUGUUGACACUGAAUCAAGCCAGUUGUGGUAACAUCAGUUCUAAGAAGUCACUCUGUCUGCUUGUUUGGUCAUUAGUGGGUCUUUUCUGAUCAAGGAACCAGACUGUUUGUCACUUUAUAGGCCAUAUUUUCCUAUUGUGUAUAUUUUUAUGUGUUACCAUUAUGGGGCGUAUAAAUGUACACGUGCCCUUGUUAAUAUUGCAGAAAAACCUGUUUGCUAAGCAGCCAACAAGCAAUCCUAAAUUGCAAAUAUCCCUUAAAUUAAAAAUUCACUGCAGCGUUUUCUCAUUAACACACAGUUCAGUGUUACAUUCAGAGUUACUAGCUAAAAUGUGUCAAAGAUGGCGCCGUGCUAGCGGCAGCCAGUUACAGCAGUUCCUGUUAACUGUAAGUGUUUUUCGAUAUUUCUUGUAGUUUUUCUCUUUCCUUUUAUUCUAUUCUUCAAGUGGGUGCAUGACAUUUGUACAGUGCAGCAGUGGAUGUACAAGUGGUGCUAGUACGGUGUUUCUCUAACAGCAAACCCUGGGUGACCUCAGAACUGAAGGCCCUGCUGAAGGAAAAGAGAAGGGCUUUUGGAUCUGGGGACAAAGAGGAGCUGAGGAGGGUGCAGAAGGAGAUAAAGAAGAAGAUCAAGGUGGACAAGGCCAGCUACAGGACCAAGAUGGAAUCUCACCUGCAGGAUAACACAAGGGAGGUCUGGAAAGACCUGAGAUCCAUCUCUGGCUACAGCAGAGGCCAUGAGAGGGGAGCUGCAGCAGGAGACCGGGAGUGGGCCAAUGAGCUGAAUCUGUACUUUAACAGGUGUCCACAUCCUACAGCAAAUGAGUGGCUGUGAAUGGGACGAUGAAACUGGAGAAAUCAGGGCUUUUAGUCAAUUUGGAUACGAUGGUGAAGACUUCAUGUCACUGAAUCUGCAGACACUGACAUGGACCGCUUCAAAACCAGAGGCACUCAUCAUCAAACUGACAUGGGACACAUACGAGGCUAUGCUAAAUGACUACAAGUACAAUUUACUCAACGUGUUCCCUGACUUGCUGAAGAAGACUAUACAGUAUGGGGGGAGUUUUCUGCUCAGAACAGAUCUUCCCUCAGUGUCUCUCCUCCAGAAGACUCCCUCCUCUCCGGUCACCUGCCACACUACAGGUUUCUACCCCGACAGAGCCGACUUGUUCUGGAGGAAAGAUGGAGAGGAGCUUCAUGAGGACGUGGACAAAGGAGAGAUCCUCCCCAACCAUGAUGGAACCUUCCAGAUGAGUGUUGACCUGAACAUCUCAUUAAUCGCUCCUGAAGACUGGAAGAAGUACGACUGUGUGUUUCAGAUGUCUGGGGUCAAAGAUGACAUCAUCACCAAACUGGACAAAUCAGUGAUCAGGACUAACUGGGUUCCUCCUUCAGUGUUUCCUGCUGGUGCUGUCAUUGGAGUAGUUGUAGGUCUGCUGCUGCUGCUGCUCUGCAUCACUGGACUCUUCAUGUGGAGAAAGAAGACUAACGGGUUCAGAGCUGCUAACACCUCAGAUUCUGCAGACAGACAUUCAGAUCCUAACUGAUCACAACUCACAGGGAAGACUGGAGGAGGAGAGUAAACUCCAAUGAAUUCUGUCAAAGCCGUUUAUUGAGUCUGUUUUGCAAUUAUUAAGCCUUUGCAACUAACCCAAGUUGGAAACUGUUGUCUGUCCACUUUCAUUUUCUGUGCAGUAUUGUGCAAAAAAUGUAGACAAUUUAAAUGUUUAGUCUCUUAUUAAACAUCCAAAACUAUCAGAGAGGCGUCCAUGUGCUCCAGCAGAACAAGGAGUAAAGAACAAUCUUCAAUAAACAGCUGUCUCAAGAAGGAACCAGCAAGAAGAACAAGGAACCUGCAUCAGACGCGAUGGUGUUGCAGUUACCAGAGACUGAAACAUGAGGACAGAAAUAAGAACAGAGCUGCAACAUUCUCCAUUUCUGCAACUUAUAAAUCUAUAAUGUUGAUAAGCUGCUGAUUAUGAGUGAAUUCAAACAGUAAAUCCACAAACAGCUUUUCUUCCUCAAACAUCUGAUUUCAACAACUAACUCUAUGUGUUAAGAACUCAUAAUUUUACUCACAACUGCGAACUAGAAACAACAUAUCGCUGCAACUUUGUGGCCACACUACAUAGAGAAACACUAUGACCACAGAUACCUGAAAAUAUACAACUCUAAAAGCAAUGCUUGAUUAAAAAAUGCUGUUUGUUUAUAGUGUUUAUUUGAUGAAGAUCAUAGCACAGAAGUGUCCAAACUUUUUCCAAAGAAGACCAGAUUUGAUCAUGUGAAAAUGGCCGAGGGCCAACCCUCCUGUGUGACAUUUUUUCAAUCAUUAAAGUUGAAUGCCAGUG
This is a messenger RNA of Acanthochromis polyacanthus (spiny chromis), 3551 nucleotides long. RefSeq names its product major histocompatibility complex class I-related gene protein-like. The record is from RefSeq and is a predicted model, not a curated record. The transcript has 7 exons. Lineage: Eukaryota; Metazoa; Chordata; Actinopteri; Pomacentridae. Gene Ontology annotation, biological process: immune response. Gene Ontology annotation, cellular component: external side of plasma membrane. Bases 2025 to 2750 code for a protein of 241 amino acids.